ACAGCUCUUUACACAUUUGGCAACGCGAGAAAACAAGCAGCUAAGGAUUCUUUAAUUAUUUACACAGGCAGAUAUUAUUGUCUGCAUUCUUUUAAUGGAAUUGCAUAAAUAAAUUGUUAAAAAGUAACUCGAAAGAAAAUAUUCACUGAACAUUAUCGUGAUAUAAAAAUCAACCAUGGAUACGCCAAGCAUAAAUCCUAAAGAACAAGAAUAUGCAAAUGCAAAAGCAUAUUUAUUACAAACAAGUACAGAAACUGGAUACAAUCUAUAUGACCAUCUGAGUACAUGUUUAACAAAGAUUUUAGAUGAAAGACCAGAAAAUGUAGUCGAUGUUUUUGAAGAUAUAAGUAACCACACUAAAAGAGCAAAGUUCACUUCAAAUGUAGACACUGUGCAAGAUAAAAUAGAUCAAUCAACAGAAGUUGCGCUAGCUCAAGUUCAAAGGAAACUUUUUGCUAAAGGAGAGGGAGAAGAAGGUGACCAAGAACAAGAUGAAGAUGCUGAAACUCCACUACCAAAUCUCAUGGAACUCUGCUUCUACUUUGAACAAGCUGGAGUUGGUCUGAACAGAGAAGAGGUCAUCAGAGUUUGGAUGGCACUAAAAACUCUGGUAGAUACACAUAACCUUCAGCAUGUCAGGUUCUGGGGUAAACUUUUUGGAACAGAGCAAAAUUAUUAUGUAGCAGAGGUAGAGUACAGAGAAGGUGAUGAGGAGCAGGAAGAAGAAGAAGAAGAGUCUGAGGAGAAUGCAGAUGAAGAUCAGACCGAGAAAGAAGAAGGAGAAGAAGGUGAAGAGGAGCAAGAGGAAGAUGACACUCCCAAACCUGACUUUAAACCACCACCAGUAGUUCCUAAAGAGGAUAAAGCUGGUCCUAACAAGAAAACAUACUUUGUCUGCAAUGAUCCUGGUAAACCAUGGAACAAACUGCCUGCAUGUACACCAGCACAACUUCUAUCAGGAAGACAAAUUAAGAAAUUCCUUACUGGACGACUUGAUGCUCCUGUUGUAAGCUUCCCACCGUUUCCCGGCAAUGAGUCAAACUAUUUGAGGGCACAGAUUGCUCGUAUAUCAGCUGGUACCCACAUCUCACCUCUAGGUUUCUAUCAGUUUGAUGAGGAGGAGGAAGAAGAAGAAGAAGGAGAAGGCCGUGACAACUUUGUAGAGAAUCUUGACUUUGAGGGAAUCCCUGUAAAAGAGCUCAUAGACCCAACAUUGUCAAACUGGGUACAUCAUGUACAACAUAUACUGCCACAGGGUCGUUGUGUCUGGUGGAAUCCGGUACAGAAGAACGAGGAUGAAUUUGAAGAUGAGGAAGAGGAGGAGGAAAGAGAGGAACCAGACGAGCCUGAACCCGAGACUGGUCCACCAUUGUUGACACCUCUAUCAGAGGAUACUGAGAUAGGAAACAUGCCUCCAUGGACAGCCAAACUCUCCUCCCACCUCAUUCCACAAUAUGCCAUUGCCUGCAUACACUCUAACCUCUGGCCAGGUGCUCAUGCUUUCGCCACUGGAAAGAAAUUUGAGAAUGUUUACAUUGGUUGGGGACACAAGUACUCACAAGACAAUUACAGCCCAGCAGCACCACCUGCGAUACUUGAAGAGUUCCCAAGUGGACCAGAGAUCACGGAGGCCGAGGAUCCAACUCCCGAGGAGGAGGCAGCAUUGAGAGCGGCACGCCAGGAGGCACAGGAAGCUGCUGAGGACAUGGAAGAGGAAGGUGAAGAAAAUAGCGAUGAGGACUAGAUACAUUUUGUUUUCAUAGACAAGAAAAAUGAAUAUUCUGUGUAUUGAAUAAAAUAUUACGAGAUUUAAAUACUGUGCAUUUUUCUUGAUUUUGACGGAGUAAAGUGCCUUAUGAAAUUGAGUAAGAUUCCAUGAUAAGGACUGCAAUACUAGAUAGAUACUCCAUUAAAUAAACCAACAGACUUAGAAAUGGUAGAAGAGAUGAUUGCAGAGUUGGAAUUUGCAAUGUUGUCUCUGAAACAAUUCAUUAAUACUUUUCUUAUUCAUUUCUUCAUAUAUAAUGUUCUUAUUUAUAAUUGAAUGUAAGAAUGAGCAUUGCAUUUCUGUGAUAUUAUGAUGUUUAUUUGUCCGGUAACAUUUGUGUAAAUGUUUAAAAAGUUUAUUUAAGUUGAUAGACUAUUUUCUCCCUCCCUCAGUCUUGUAAAGAAUACUGCUUCAGUGUAGAGCAGGGAAAUAUAUACGUUCUUGUACCAGCAUUCCAAGUCUGACAAUUGUUGCUAAAAUAAUAUAUUUAUGAAUGGAAAUAUUGAAUUAAAAUAAAAAAAAAUGAAAAAUUA
This is a messenger RNA of Ruditapes philippinarum (Manila clam), 2301 nucleotides long. RefSeq names its product radial spoke head protein 4 homolog A-like. The record is from RefSeq and is a predicted model, not a curated record. The transcript is spliced from 9 exons. Gene Ontology annotation, cellular component: axoneme; radial spoke. Lineage: Eukaryota; Metazoa; Mollusca; Bivalvia; Venerida; Veneridae. The coding region runs from base 176 to 1744 and encodes 522 amino acids. Gene Ontology annotation, biological process: cilium movement involved in cell motility; cilium assembly; axoneme assembly.